Closterium sp. NIES-65 is the source of this 8367-nucleotide messenger RNA. The record is from the annotation of a GenBank genome assembly. Lineage: Eukaryota; Viridiplantae; Streptophyta; Zygnematophyceae; Desmidiales; Closteriaceae.
AUGAACUUGCUCAGGCAGCGAGUGGCAGGACCGUCUGGACUAGGCGGAGGGAGGAAGGGGGCGACGAGUGGAAAGACGAAUGGCGCAAGCGCCGAUGGUGAGGAAGACAGUAGUGGAGGAGUGGACGGUCAAGGCGACGGAGUGUCUCUUCCACCGGGGGACGAUUGGACUCGUCGCAAGUGGCCUGAUUUGGGCAGCAGCGGGAGCAGCUUCAGCCUGAGCAGCAGCAACAACAGCAACCCCACGUUUUCUGGUUUCCCCCCGCCACCUGUCGCCAACAAUGGCUCCGCUAGUCCUGAGCGCAAGCUGGGCUGGCGCCGUCGCUCGCUCUCCGUCUUGCCGCACAAGGCCGCUCUCAGAUCAACCUCCCCCCUCCGCGGCGUCUUCCCCAGCGUGCAGUCGCUGGGCGGCGGAAAGGAGUCGGCGGCGGGAAACGCGCGGGCUCAGCGGAAGGGCGGGGGCAAACUCGCCAGCGAAGCGGAACGCGCGGGGGCAAUGCCGGUUGGGGGAGCCGCCGGAGCAGCAGGUGGGCCGGCGGGCGCGGUGAUGAGGCGGCAGGGGCUGAACCUGGGUCCGCGGGGCUCCCCGCAGGGGCUGAACGCGCUAGAGGACAUGCUUAAGGGCGGAUGGUCCUCCGCCGAGUCCUCGCCCGCCGUCACCCCGCAGCGCUCCAUGACCGUUGGGGUCGACAGGACCGGCGCUAGGAGGGGGGGCGGGGCUGCUGCGCCAGCUUUCGCCUCGCCGCCCUCUUUUGGCGGGUGGGAAAGGCGAGCCGCGGCAGAGGAAGCGGGAGGAGCGGGAAGGGCGUCAGACCUGGGUGGGUGGGGUGACGGGGAGGAGGGAGGUGCUGUGGCGAGGGGUAGCGGGCUAGGAGACGAGGCGGUCAUUCUGGGAACGGGAAUGACGGCGGCAAGCGCGGGGAUGGGGGCUGGACAUCCGCGGAUGGUAGGCGCGCAGGCAGGAGGUGGUGGGAGCCCAUUGCGCGCAGCGGUGGGCCGGAGUGGUAGCGCGGAGGACGGGAGAACUGGUGUGGAAGGUAGGUGGGGCGAUGAGGAGCGAGGGCAGAAGAGGGCGAUGCGGUCCAAGACGGGCGAUGGGGCGGCGGCAUGGGCGGGAUGGUCGCACGCAGGCGAGGGGUGGCGGGCGGACGCGGGGAACGGAGGGGAGGCGCAGGAGCACAGGGACGUGACCGGCGCGCAGGUGCUGGGGCGGGCGUGGAGCAGGGCGGGGGAGACAGCAAACGGCAUGGGCGGGGGCAGAGGGGCAGCAGCGGAAGGCGCAGGGGGAAUGGGGAGCAACAGAGGAGCCCUGCCAGGCGUGUGGGGCGGGAGGGGGGCAGGGGGCUUAGGGAGACCUGCUGUGGGGAGGCUGGGCGGCGGGGCAAUGCAUGGGGGGGGUGUGGUGGACGCAGGCCAGGGGAGAGUAACGGCGAUAGCACGUCACCGCAGUCAGAGUCUGGCGGACCUGCUGCAGACGCAGACAGGCGCAGGGGGGAGGUCGGAGGGCGAGACGGAUGGGCGCGGCGAGGACAGCGGGAGUGGCAGUGAUGGGGAGGGGGAAGGGGAGAAGUGCAUGCGGCGGGGCUUCAGCCUGAACGCCAGUGGCAGCAGCGCGGGGGGCAGCGGCGCGCAUGUGAGCCACAGCGCCCUGGGACGAGGUGGCGCGCAUGUGCUGCGCCCUCCGCAUCUCCCCAGCCCCAGCCUGAGCGCGCUCCCCUUGCUCUCCCACGCCUCAUCCGUUCCCACCGUUGCUCCCCAAUGGAGGGGCCCGCGGGAGGGAGGGGAGUGGCCAGGGAAGGCGGCGGAGCAGGUGGAGGAGCGGGAGAGGGAGGCGAGAGGGAAGGGAAGAGGGGGAGGCGGCGGGAAAGGCGUAAUUGAUGGGCAGUUUGCGUGGGACGUUCCGUGGCAGGGACUCGUGAAGGGGGAGGGAGGUGAUGCACAGGAGAGGACAUGGGACGAGGAACGCAGGCAGGGCGGGCAGGGAGGGCGGCAGCGCAAGGAGCGAGAGGAAGGAGGUGGUGGUGAAUUGGAGAGGGAGGGGACUGAGGAGAGCAGUGAGGAGUGGGAGGAGCAGGAAGACGGGAGGGCGAAGAACGGCGGAGUGCGAAAGGAGCAGGAUCUAGACGAGACAGAGAGUGAGAGCGAUGGGGAGAGCACGAGUGAGAGAGGUAGUGGUGGUGUGGAAGAGGAGGGGUCUGAGGGCGAAGGCAGCACGGGUGAGAGUGCGCACUGGCAGCAGCAGGGCGGACGUGUGAGCGAGCAGGGAAACAGUGGCAGUGGGGAGGGGUCGGUGGUGAUGGUGGAGAGCGACAGUGAUGCAGACGUGCAGAGAGAUGCAGCGUGGCACAGCGACGCUGAUGGGCGCAGUGCUGCCCCCUCUCACGCUUCCUCCGAGGGUGCUCACAGUGACGCUCGUGGUCAUGUUGUGGUUCAGGGGAGAGGACAUGCAAGCGAUGGGAGGGUUACUAGGGGGUACGGUGGUGAGGGUGGUGGUGGUGGGGUGGAGGAGAGAGCAGGGCGCGAGCAGACUGCAGUAGAUUUGAAGGUACGCGGGAGAGAGCACGGAAAGCUGUUGAAAGGGGGGAGGGAUGAGGAGGAGGAGGAGGAGGAGGAGGAGGAGGAGGAGGAGGAGGAGGAGGAGGAGGAGGAGGAGGAGGAGGAGGAGGAGGAGGAGGAAGGGGAGGAGGAGGAAGAGGAAGGGGAGGAUGACGAGGUGGUAGAUGCAGUGCCUAUAUCGCCCACAAUGCUUGCUCUCCUCACAUCCUCCACCACGGCUUACCCCCACCCGUACCCGCUCUCGCCCUUGCACCAUGCGGCCUCCCAGCCUCCCAUGCACAUGCUGAAAGCCAGCAGCAGCAGCAGCGGCAGUGGCAGUGGCGGCAGGCGACUGACAGGGAGUGGGGGCUCUGGUAGCUGGGGCGGGCAGGCAAGAGGCUCAGGCUCAGCGCAGGAGAGUGGAGGACAGGGAGGAAGGCUGGGUCGACCCGCAAGUACAAGCGCUGCCGCUUUCCAUACACGACCCCUCUCUCCUGCUGCUCUAGCACCUGCUGCUGUCACCGCCAACAGCAACAGCAUCAGCAACAGCAACAUCAACAUCAGCAGCAGUGGCAGCGGGGGCAGCAGCAGGGGCAAGAAGGCAACGCUUCCCUGUGCGCCCCUGCCUCCUCCCGCCGCCCCUGUUGCCGGAGGCUCCAGGGCACCUGCUGCUGGUGGGCAUGGGCACAGGAGCAGCGGGGGCAGGGGGAACAGGGGGAAGCAGCGCGUGAGUGAGGGCGGCAGUGUGGUGUAUUGGAGCAGUGGCAGCGGUGGCAGCUGGGGUGGUAGUGGUGCUGACUGGACUCUCACUGACCUUGCUGCCCCUUCCACCUCGCCCACUGACCCUCAACAUUCUCCACAAGACAUACCGCAGGUGGCACCACCCCAAGCUGCGUACAAGGCCAGCCCUGCCACUCCUUCCACCCAUGCCACCGCUGCUGCACCUGCCACCACCGCCACCACCGCCACCACCGCCGGUCCUCUGAACACCAGCAGCAGCCCCGGCAGCCACUUCCCCCUUCGGCCUUCCCCUGCCUUUGCUGCUGCCAGACCCCCCCGCCAACCGGCAAUGCCAGGGGCACAGGCAGCGGGGGGAGGGGGAUCAGCAGGAGGCGAGGGGGGGGAUGGAGGGGAGUUCGGGGCGCGGGGCAGGAGAGAGGGUUCAGAGAGGAGGGCCCUGAGUCAGAUCCCGCCACUCGAUUCCCCAUCACCCACGCACGCGUCACCGUUUGCAUCACCGCACGUGCCAGCAGCCGCCGCCUUCCCCUCCUCCUCGUCCGUGCCAGCCUGCAUGCCCUCCUCCCGCUUCGCCCCCUCCCCUCCGCCCUUCGCUCUCGCCUCCCUGCGCACCUCGUCCCUGCAGCCCUCUGCUGACCCAGCAGCAGCACCAGGGGGCGCGCCACCCGUAUUCUCCAGUGCAUCAGCAGGUGGUGGGCCCGCAGUGGCCUCACCAUCAGCACCCAAGCCAUUGACCUAUCCAGUACCAUCAGCAGGAUCAGCGGCAGGAGGGCAGCGUGUGUGUGUGCGGUGUGAGGGAGUGGAGAUACCCAAGCAGGCACGCAUAGGCGGUGACAUCACCGUGUGGUUCACCCUUCGUAACUUCUCCAAACGACCAGUGCGGGGGCAGGUGGAGCUGGUGGUGAGGGUGCAAUGGCACACGGAGCAGGGCGAGGCGGUGGAGAGGGAGGCCAGGGAGCUGGCGCUGCCCAUGGCGCCCGCAGACCGCACACGUGUGGACGUCAGAGUGCCCCUCGAUGACGCCGCUGCCGCUUUCUCCCACGCCUCGCUCUCCGCACACCUGGUGCUUGCAGGCACGCCCGCACACCACAGGCGCAGUGAGGUGCGGCUGGUGCCACCAUACACAGGCCACCCCGCGCACAUCCUGCUGCUCUCAGACGCCUCGCUCUCCCGCCCUCAGUUCCUCACCUGGCGCUCCAUCGCCGCCCUGCUGCACCUCUCCCUCUCCGUCUGGGAUAUCGCUCUGCACUCCUCCCUGCUCCCCCCUUCCACCCCUUCUUCCUCCUCCGACCCCUCCCAACCGCGCUCCACCGCCGUACCCUCUCCUGCGAUUUCUGCAAUUGCCGCUAGCAACCCGUCGCUCCCAGCAGCAAGCAUGCAAGAGACACGCGCAGAGCAGGUGGCGGGUGCACUGGAGGGCGAGUACUCUCACCUCGCUGCCAGGCCACCGCAUGCCGCAGCACCAGGGUCAGUGGGCAGUGGUUGGGGGGGAGAGAGAGGGGGAGGCGGAGGAGGGGGCAUGGGCGCGGCGAGUGGGAGUCGGUCGCUGCAGUGGCAGCACGAGCAGCGCAUGGCGGCAUCCAUGAAUGAUGCUCUGCUCGCCCGCUCCACACAGGGGGGCGCCCAUGCGCCCGUGCAUGGUGCCGUGCAGCACAAUGCAGCGGAGAGCGUGCGGUCGUGGAACGACGCUCCUCAGUUCCGCUCCGCUCCCUUCUCAUCCUUGUCUGCUUCCCAUGCCCCGCUUGUCGUCUCGGUUGCGCCCUCGCAGCCACGCGUACUCACCUGCCUCCCCACAUCCCUCACACCACCCGCCCUUCUCUCCCACCGGUCCCACCUCCUGCUGGCGGCGGGCAUAGAUCCCAGCGACCUGUGUGAGUUCCUGCGAGUCUCCUCGCGCCUCGUGCGCUGCGUGGAAGUGCCUCUUUCACGGAUGAGUGACGAGGGUGUGCCUGCUAAGGCCACUCGCAAGGGGAAAGGCAGGGCCAGCAUGCUCGCUUGCUUCCGCCCGGUGUCCCCCUUUGCAGCUGCCUCGGCGCACGCGUAUAAGCUUCAUGAGAGCCUGCAGCAGGAGUUUCCAGAGUUUCGCCAUUUCGUCUCCAUCGACCUGCACUCAACAGACGGGCCUGCCCAAUUGAAACAUUUCCGCUGCCCGCUGCCGGCCAUGCUGCGCGUGCAUGCGCUGCCAACAGAGUCCUUCGACCCCCCUCCAGAUGACCUGAUAGUCGCGGGGCACCUGGGCGUGGGGGAUACAUCUGAUGAGGACAGCGAUGGGGAUGGGGAUGGUGACAGUGAUGCUCAUGAUGGUGAAUAUGAUGGCGCUCGUGAUGGUGAUGCUCAUGCGGAUGGGUAUGGGGAUGUGGGUGAGGAUGGCGAUGGGGAUGGAGAUCGGGAUGGGGAUGGGGAUGGCGAUGGGGAAGGAUAUGAUGGCAGUGCAUGGGCAGAGCUGGACAGCCAUGGGGGCAUGAAUUCAUACGGCAGCAGGGAUGCGGGAGAUGCGAGUGAUGGCAAUGCAAGUGACGCCAUGGGGGGCGGGCAUGCGAAUGGCUUUUCGGAUUCUGGGACGGUGCUUGACAGCGGUGACUGGGGUGCUUACAGGGAUGACAGGGGCCACGGGGGAGCGCAGGCGCACAAGGGAGAGGAGGAGAAGGGCGGCACGAGGAGGGGGAGGUAUGCGCGGGGGAGCAGCACAGCGAGUGUGGUGUUUCACGAGGAUGCGGACGCGGAUGACUGGGGUGCUGGCCUGGGGGGCUACUCCCGGAGCACCACUCUCGGGUGUGGCAGGGAGAAGGACAAGGGGCGAGGGGUGGCGGUGCAAGGUGCUUCGGAGAAUGGUUGGGGGGCAGGGGCUUCGGUGAAAGCGUUGCGCGCGUCGUCAAUGCCCCGUCAGAGGGCGAGUGGGCAGGCAAAAGGCGGAAAGCACGCUGUGUCUCCUCCCACGCGCCCUCCUGCUCGUGCCACUUCCCGCCCUGCUCCUGCUGCUGCCAUUCGCCCUCCCAACCAGCGAUACGCCGUCGCUGCUGCUGACGGCUGUGAGGGGCAGGAGCAGGAGGAGAGGGCAGGGCAGCAAGAGCGGCAUUUGAACCGCAACCUGUCUUUCCAGGGCGAGGGGUGGGACGGCAGUGGGGCUCACAGUGACGUGGAGCAGCGGCAGCAGCCGCGACAGCAGGAGGGGCAGCGGGGUGAUGCCAUGGAGGGCAAUCAAGGCUCAGCGUGGACGCCAGGGGGAGGGGGCGGGGAAGACGAAUGGGGAAGUUAUUCCGAGCCAAACAACAGGAUGCAGCGCAGCAGACCACAGCAGCAGCGGCAGCAGCAUGGGCGGGGAAACCAGGAGGGCCCCCAGGAAUUGAGUUCCCAAGGGCGGCAAGGGAGACGCAUGAGAUCACGCCCACCACCGGAGCCUCACUCUCCGCCGUCGCCCCUCCACCUGCCUGUGCCAGCCACCCUCCCUGCUGUGCCCAGCGCCAAGGAUACCUUUGCCUCCCCGGACUCCACGCCCCCUCUCCCCCGGCGCAGCAUCAGCAUGGGGCGUGCGACCACGGGGGCAUCCCUGCCGUCGCGGCUGGCGGACAUGGUGCGCUCCCUCACGCCCUCCCGCUUCGACUACCGCCGCCAUGCACACGAGCAGCGCCAGGGGGCAGAGGAGGAGGCGGGGGAGGAGGGCAGGGAGUUGAGGGCGGUGCAGAGCUUGAACAGCCGUGGCUUCCGAGGCAGCCGCAGUCACGUGAGGGCAGCAGGGAGUGGCGAGGGGGUGGGAGGUGUGGUAACAGUGGCAGCAGGGAGCAGCUUAAGCCGGCUUGGUUUGGGGAAUCAGGGGGCGAGCGCAGGGAAGCAGGGCACGGGGAGGGGUAGAGAAGGGGCCGGGAGGCGGUGGGGUGGAGGGAGAGGUGGUGGGAAUGGUAGCAAGGGUGAGGGCGAGAGGCCAGUUGAGCUCACGUCCUCGCUCUCCCUCCCCAUGUGGGUUUCGGCUCGCAAUCAACCCAGGGAUGUCAGCCCCACGCGCCUCUCCCUGCCACGUGGCAACCCCUCGUUGCGCCACAUCAGCAGCAUGGGUGCAAGGACCACGAGUCGAGUGAACUCCCUGGCACGGAGUGUGAACAAAGCGCCCACUGCCCCUAACCGCAAGGGCCACCUGGGUGCCGCUGACCCCCCCACUUCCUACACCCGCAGCCUCAGCGAGAGCCAUGCCACUGCUCGCCGAACAACUUUGCCAAACCUGCUGGCGAGCCUCGGAAAGCCACCGAAGCUGGUGCCUUUGGAUGGGGAGGGGUCGGAGUACGGGAUGGCAGUGGUGGCGGUGCUGUCAGCGCUGCCCAUGCGCGCCAAGGUGGCUGCUGCCCUCGCAUCGGGCGUGCAACACAGCGCAGGAAUGGGUGGUGGCGGUGGUGGAACCUCGUUUGAGGGCUAUACAGGCACCUCCGUGCAUCGCCUCACCUUGCUGCAGGUGGUGGCAGCAUGCAUAUGGGCGGAGCUGCAGUACGAUCUCCUCCACUCACGGCCAGCCAUAGAAGCAGCAGCUACAGCAGGGCCCGCCACCUCACAUCCCGGUGCCUUCUCUCCCGCACUGCUCCUGCCGCAAGCUGCCGCCCUGCUGGCAGAGCUGGAGCGCCAUGCCUCCACUGCGCCUCACAGCACAACCUGGCCACCCCCUGACGAUGUCGUUCUCGCUCUCUCCUCCGGCCUCCUGGUCCUCGCCUUCUCCCCCACGCUGCCUGUCUCCGCCACCGCUCCCUCCGCCUCCUCCUUCCUCCGGUCCUCCUCCCUCUCUGCUGCCACCCUCUCCCGCCCCUCUCCUUCCUCGCUUCCUCACAACCCCUCGUCUCAGCCCCUCUCACCAGCAGCAGUAGCGGCAGUGCGAGCAGUGGCGAGCCAGUGUGUGUCACGCCUCAAGGGUCUUCUCUCGGCGCAAGGAGGAAGCCAGGGAAGGCUUGACAGUGGUGGCGGGUGUGAUGGGAGGAGGAGUGGGUGGCUGCCUGAGACUGCUGAGGAAGUGGCAGGGAUCCAAGCACAGCUGGCAGUAGCACAGCGCGUGCUGCCUGAUUGGCUGGGAGUGCACCGCGCUGCACAGGAAGCUGCUGCAGUGGUGUGGGAGGAUUGA